AUGGGAGCUAGUUACAUGGAAGAGCUCCCGAGCUACAGCAAUGCAUCAUGGGCUGACGACCGGCGAUUCUCCAAGAUAGUUCACGAUAACGUCCACGGCAACAUCUAUCUCGAUCCUCUCUGUGUGAAGUUCAUUGACACCGAACAGUUUCAGAGACUUCGCGACCUGAAGCAACUCGGUGUGACACACUUGGUAUAUCCAGGGGCUGUACAUUCUCGUUUUGAGCAUUCACUGGGGGUGUAUUGGCUGGCUGGUGAAGCCAUUCAUAGAAUUAAAGGCUACCAAGGCUUGGAACUUGACAUUGAUCGUUUCGAUAUACAGACAGUAAAACUUGCCGGACUACUGCAUGAUGUGGGCCAUGGGCCAUUCAGCCACUUGUUUGAGCGCGAGUUUCUUCCCCGGGUUGUCAAUGGCUUGAAGUGGUCUCAUGAGGAAAUGUCUUUGAACAUGAUAGACUACAUAGUUGAUGACCACAACAUCGACAUUGAUUCUGCAAGUCUUAAGAAAGUCAAGGAAAUGAUAGUUGCUUGUGAGAAUACUUCAAAAAAAUUGAAAGAGAAAUGCUUCCUAUAUGAUAUUGUCGCAAAUGGUCGAAAUGGGAUAGAUGUUGACAAAUUUGAUUACAUUGUUCGUGACUCCAGGGCUUGUGGUCUGGGUUACAAUUUUGAGUUUGAUAGGCUAUUGGAAACAAUGCGAGUUAUGGAUGAUGAAAUAUGCUAUCGUGCCAAGGAAUAUCUUACACUCCAAAAGUUAUUCUCCUCCCGUGCUGAUCUGCAUCGAACAGUCUAUAUGCAUCCGAAAGUAAAGGCAAUAGAAUUCAUGCUUGUAGAUGCCCUGAUAAAAGCAAAUGAUCAUCUCAAUAUUGCAUCUUCUGUUCAUGAUCCUGCUAUAUACUGGAAGCUGGACGAUUCAAUAGUUAAAACCAUCGAAACUGCUCCAGACGAUGAACUUAAGGAAUCCAGGGAUCUGAUUUUACGGAUUAGGAGGAGGGAGUUAUAUCAGUUCUGCAAUGAAUUUUCUGUUCCAAAGGACAAGCUGGAACACUUCAAAGAAGUCACUCCCCAGGAUAUUGUUUGUUCACAGAAAACUAGUGGUAUUAUGCUGCAAGAAGAUGAUGUUGCUGUGAGCAAUGUCAAAAUUGAUUUGACACGUGGAAGGAAUAAUCCUCUGGAAAGCAUCAAUUUUUUCAAGGUACUGAGAUCUCUUUCACUGCAUAUUUUAUUCUCCUUCCUUAUUAUAAGUACCUUUAUAAGUCUCACUAAAGGACAGAUUAUAGAAAUUAAAGGUUGCACAAAUGAAUCCAAACAGUUGCUAACUUACUGCAAAUCAAGACGGUAUUAUGGUAGUGCAACUGCUCUUGAUGAAAAAACACAAAAUUUAACCAGGGAAUAG
Molecule: messenger RNA, 1392 nt
Organism: Ilex paraguariensis (yerba mate)
Lineage: Eukaryota; Viridiplantae; Streptophyta; Magnoliopsida; Aquifoliales; Aquifoliaceae
Source: the annotation of a GenBank genome assembly